UCAAGUGUCAUUUAAUGACUGAGCGAAAUAUGUCAAGUGAACAUAUGAAAUUUAACGAAGAAUAUAAGCGCGACGAACAUUUUGAACUUUUUGCUUCCAAAAAGAUUUGAAAAGGCAAAGUCGAAGUCGAUAGAAAAAAAGUAAAUUAAAAACUUUGGUGCCAAAUAGUUCAUAUUUUUGAACUUUUUUUUUUUAUUGAAGUCGUAAGAUCCGGCAUUGUGUCGAAAAUAAAGUAAUUUUGUUAAAAAAAUUCAUAUUAAAUCGAUUAAAAAACAAUAAAAUGGAUGCACUUGUGGGAGUAUCAAAAAUUAGAGUCGACGAGAAUGAUGCAGAAAAGUACAACAGAAGCAAAAAGGUUCAACCAGCCGCUGAAAGAAUAAAGCGCGCUGCUUUAGGUGAUCUGCAGAAUCGUGCAGUAUUGCGGCCCAAUUCUGGGAAGGAUGCUGUACAAAAAAGUACUGCAAAUGCAAAGCUGCAGGCUGCCCUACGCGGCACCAAAGCACGCGUUGAUAGUCGUUGGAAGAAAACUACAGCCAGUUCUACAAACAACGCAGCUGAGUUAGAAAAUAAUGUUAUAGACCAACGAAAAGUUGUAACCCAUUCAAAUUCUGUACGUUUGGGUAUCAAUGCUCUACAGGCAGUAGAGCAAAAAGUCAAGACGUUGUCCACAAAAGCGGUAGAAAAUAAACCACAAAAGUUGGAAGUUGCCAAAAUAAAAACAACGGAUGUUGAAAAAACCCAAACAGUUUCCAUUGUGCCUAGAUUACGUGGAGAAGAUAGUCAGUUAUCGCAAAUAUCACUGAAUAAAAUAAAAGCAGCCAUUUUGUGUGAUGCUAACAAAGAAAAAUGUAAACCAACAGCUAUAGUUCACGCCCAACAAACACAUAAACUUAUAGAAACUGUUUCUGUUGGUACCACAGCCAGACAAGGCCCAAUAACCAGCAACAUUACUUCGCGAUACUACGAAUUAUUUAAACCUUUCUUACAUUCUACCAAAAUAAUAAGUGUCAUCGAAGACAUUGAUGCGACGGAUGCAAAUAUAUUAAUACUAAUAUCAAAUUAUGUUAACGAAAUUUAUGAUUAUCUGUACAGUUUGGAAGAUAGUUUCGCUAUAACUGAAAAUCAUCUUGGAAAUCAACAGGACGUUACUCCAAAUAUGCGUGCUGUACUCGUAGAUUGGAUAAACGAAGUACAUUUGCAAUUCCACCUCGUACCUGAGACAUUUCAAAUGGCAGUAACUAUUAUUGAUCGAUAUUUACAAGAAGUUAAUGAUACAAAACGUUCAGAGUUACAACUAGUAGGAGUAACAGCUUUGUUCCUUGCUACCAAGUAUGAGGAAAUCUUUCCAUCUUCUUUAGUAGAUUUUAUAUACAUCACCGAUAAUACGUACACAGCUAAACAGAUUCUACAAAUGGAGAGAAAAAUUUUCAAAACAAUCAAUUGCAAUUUAUCGCGACCAUUGCCAAUACAUUUCUUGCGUCGGCUUUCAAAAGCAGCUAAAGCUACAGAUAGACAUCAUACAAUGUCUAAGUACUUUCUAGAACUAAUUUUAGUUGAUUAUAAUAUGGCAGCGUAUAAGCCAUCUAAGGUUGCUGCAGCCUCGGUAUUUUUAACACUACAUUUGCUCAACGGAAAUGCAAAUGCAGCAACUGGUUUUAAUGACGCACAUUGGACUCCAACUUUACGUCAUUACUCACGCUAUAGUGCAACUGAUUUACGUCCAAUAACUAUGAAGAUCGCUGCUAUAGCAAGAAAUGCUCCGAACGCUAAGUUAAAAGCUGUUUACUCUAAAUAUCAAUUAUCAAAGUUCGAUAAAAUUUCACUUCGUUCCGAGCUCUACGGUGCACUAAUGGACUCUAUCAUUAAUAGCAAGGAAUAGUUUUCCGUAACUAAUAUAUAUUUUUCAGCACAAAUUGUUAUAUUUUUUAAUUUACAUUUAUCUCGCCUUAUAUCUUGCAUAGUUAUUGCGUUGUUAUAUUGUUUUAUUUUAAUAUAAAUUUAGUUUAAAAUUAAGAACCAUGAAAAUGAGUGACAAUAUUAUGUUUUGUUUGUUGAAUCUAAAAUGCAUGAUUUAUACUUGCUUAUUCCAAAACCUCACAUUAAUUAUACACAAAUUUUUAAACAUCAAGUUAUGGUAUAAGCAAAACCAUUGACUGUUGUUAUAUCUGAAUACUGUAAAAAUUGUCAGGCCUAUUCUGAAUCGCAUGGGAAUGGGAGUUUGUUCCCUGUUCCCAAGUUUGCUAUUCUGAAUAAUUUGUUUUGUUCCCUGGGAGUAUAUAUUUUCUCUUGCAAUUUUUGAAUACCAAAUAUGCUACGUUUAACUUAACUAUUUG
Molecule: messenger RNA, 2333 nt
Organism: Teleopsis dalmanni
Lineage: Eukaryota; Metazoa; Arthropoda; Insecta; Diptera; Diopsidae
Product: G2/mitotic-specific cyclin-B-like
Exons: 5
Coding region: 281-1879 (532 amino acids)
Biological process (GO): mitotic cell cycle phase transition; regulation of cyclin-dependent protein serine/threonine kinase activity
Cellular component (GO): cytoplasm; cyclin-dependent protein kinase holoenzyme complex; nucleus
Molecular function (GO): cyclin-dependent protein serine/threonine kinase regulator activity; protein binding
Source: RefSeq, a predicted model, not a curated record